AAUGCAGACAGGUGACACAUGAAGAAAUGGCAGAGUAAGAUGACAGGUUUUGUCACAUGUUCCAUGUGCAUUUUAAUGUAAUUUUGGUACAAAUGGUACUCAAUAAAUUAAAAGCUGAUCAACCCGUCUAAUUUAGUCAUUUAGUUUAAUUUGGUCUUCAGUGACCACUACAAAUCUGUGAUGUAUUGUAAAGUCAAAGAUAAAUGGGUAAAAGAAAAAGAAAGAAAAAGAAAUAUAACAGUAUGCAGUAACAACAUUCAUAUAACAAUGUGUAUAUAAUUGGAAACAGUACACAGACAUUUUAUUUAAUCAUUUAUUUAUUUAUUUUACUGAAUGGUCAUUCUGAAUUUAAAAAGUAUUCAUGUCCGAUAAGUUUCUACCAGUUCCAUUUUUUAAUUAUUCACAACGAUGAAACUGCACAAGUUGUUGCUGCUAUGUAACAGUUCAGUGGUGAACAUUCAGUAAGUGAAUCAAUGUCAGUAUAAUUUUUUUCUAUAUUCCACAGGCACUUUCAUUCAAGACCCACAUAUUAUUCUGUUCUGAGUUAUGCAGGAAAAAAGACGUCUUCACAAAUAUGCAUCUCACAGCCACAGUGACAUUCUCACAGCCCUGAAAAUAGUCAUGUGCUAAACGUACUAUGUACUAUGAACUAAAGGCUAAUAAUCGAUUAGUCACAUCAAUUCACUGGAGUCAUGAGAAAAAGCUUCAACAUCCCUGAAGUUCUGUCUGAACAUUUGACCACGAGACACGAGUAGAACUCAGCAGUACAUGUCUCUGGUGCUUUCCCCAUUCAAAUCUUGACUGUAUAUGUGGACGGAAGCUUUGUUUUUCACCUGAAUCACCACUUUAUGUCCAGAUGUUCCUCUUAAGAUUCCACGUCAUGAAAAUUGGUUCUUGAACGUUUUGUAGAUGUGAGAGUCGCUCAGAUUUCUGGAAACAGAAGAUGCCUUAUUUCUGUCUGUUUAUGGUGAAUUUAAUGGAAUUUUCUACGCUGAUAGAAAACUGAAAGCAGCCUGUGCCCGAAGAUGAAUCAAGUGUGGAAAAUGUCAGUCAGCGCUGUAGAGCGAUAAAGCCACCACUAUAACAAAGAUAGUGCUUUCUUUAUUGAUUCACAAGAUUAAUUAUAGAAUGGGAAAAAAAGAUGAAUCGUUUUAAGUUUUGAAAGAGCAACUGAAGAAACUAAAUUAGGCGUAAACGUGCGUUUCCCAGCUGUCCUGCUUACGUGGAGGGGUGUUGCACAUCCUCCCCUUUCCUGAACAAAGUAAGACAGCCCUAAAGCUCAGUUGCUGUUAAAGCCGCCAGCAUUCAUGAGGUGGCCUUUGCUAUUUGCCUUGCCACUGAGUAAACAUGGCUGCUGGCUGCAGGAAUUCCAGAUGUUAUGCUCCGUCGUAAAGUCAGCCUCAUUCUGGGGGUGUUCUGUUCUAGUCUCCCUUAAAGGACAGGAAAAUAAAAUGCUCCCUGUCAUAAACUCACUUUAUAUUUAUAGUUGGUAAAAAGUUAUAUUGACGAGUUAUAUAAAAGUUAUAUAAGAGAAAAUCCCAAUACAAUUGUGCCUUUAUGCGUGAUGGUGAGUUUCAGAGCAGCUUUUUUCCCCCCAGGUAGCACCCAUUCAAAAUAUGUUUGAUCGUUUAGUCUGCAGAUCUGUGAAAUUAUAUAUUCCAUAUUCCUCUCAUUAAGGUGCAUAUUUAGUAGGUGCAUUGUCAGAACAGUUUUUAUAUCAUUGACUUAUAAGACGUUGAAUAGUUGACCAUUCCCGGACCAGUAUCUCCCGGCUUUUUAUUUCUCCAAAUUAAAUAUGGUAGAUAUGAUGAUUAUUCUUAGUAAUCAAUAAGAACACAAUGACUUAUUUGUUUAUUUAUUUUACGCCAGCGUUUUUGCUCAAUAAAUGUUUGUAUUUUCUUGCAAAAUCCUGGGUGGAUUUCCCCUCAACAGCACAGCUCUUGUACUGGAAUCUCGAUGCCUCUGAGCAAAGUUCAAAGUCUACACCCCUGAUCCACCAAUUUCCAUUGACAACUACACUCAUGACAGGAUCACUGGCUCUCAAGGGACUUUAAGAAAAGCUGGAGACAGAGACUUUGCUAACGGUUUGGACGUUGGGAGCAGAGGAUGUUUUUGACUGCGUUCCUGCUUCUGGUCGCUCUGGGUGCCCAGGGAGCACAUGGUGAGGAGAAAGAGGAGGCUCAGAGACGUGGCCAUGUCUCCGUGGUCAUAGUGGGGGGCACGGGCGACCUGGCAAAGAAAUACCUGUGGCAGGGAUUCUUCCAUCUCUACGUCAACCAGGUCAGUAGUGGAAACACCUUUUCCUUCUAUGGCGGAGGACUGUCGCCUGCAGACAAAGGCGCAGCGCUCCUCUCUGAGAUCCUGAAGGCUGUGAGCUGCUCGAAGGACGUAUCUCAGGAACGCUGCGCUCUGGUCAAAGAGCAGUUCCUGCGUCUGUCACUGUACCGGCAGCUGAAGACACUUGAAGACUAUCAGAACCUGGACAAGGAAAUUAAGCAACAGCUUAAUGAGGAAGGAAUGACAGAGGCAGGGAGGCUCUUCUACCUCUCUGUCCCGGCCUUUGCCUAUGCGGACAUCGCAGAGAAGAUAAAUAACAGUUGCAGGCCAGCCAGCGAGGCCUGGCUGAGGGUGGUGCUGGAGAAACCGUUCGGACACGACUACAAGAGCGCUCAAGUGUUGGCAUCUCAACUUGGGAGCUCUCUGAAGGAUGAGGAAAUGUACAGAAUUGACCAUUACUUGGGGAAGCAGGUUGUUUCAAAGAUACUUCCAUUCAGGAUAGAGAACAGAAAAUCUCUGGAUCCCAUCUGGAACAAGCAGCACAUUGAACGAGUGGAGAUCGUCUUGAAGGAGACUUUGGAUGUUAAAGGUCGUAUUCCUUUCUACGACGAGUACGGGGUGAUCAGAGAUGUGCUUCAGAACCACCUGACUGAGGUGAUGACGCUGCUGACCAUGAAGCUUCCCGUGAAUGUGAGCAGCGCUGAGGAGGUUCUUCGGAACAAGCUCCACAUCUUCCGUUCCCUGCAGCCUUUAGGCAACAAUCAAGCUGUGAUCGGCCAGUACCAAGCUUACAGAGCAGAGGUUCAGCAGGAGUUGAAUAAGACCAAAGAUCAUGUUAGUCGCACACCAACGUUUGCAGCUGUGCUUGCACACAUCGAUGAAGCUCAGUACGAAGGCGUGCCACUCCUUUUGAUCUCGGGCAAGAUGCUAGAUCAAAGAGUCGGAUACGCACGCAUACUUUUUAAGAACGACAUAUUUUGUCUACAGAACACCCACAGCGUUCACUGCAAGCCCAAACAGAUCGUGUUCUACUUCGGCCAUGGCAGCCUUCAGUAUCCGGCGAUUCUUGUGAGUAAGAACUUAUUCAAGCCCACUCUGAUGGACAGCGAGUGGAAGGAAGUGACUGAGCAUACAGAUGUCAGCGUUUUAGGUCUGCCUAUUUCAGACUACUACGUUCAAACCCCAAAGGAGCAGAGGGAGGCGUACACGGAGCUUAUCUCCCACAUCUUCGCGGGGCGUAAGAAUAGCUUCAUCAGCACUGAAAACCUCUUGGCGUCCUGGGGCUUAUGGACGCCUCUGCUCACUAGCUUAGCCAGCUCUCAUCCCCGCAUCUACCCCGGGGGCGCCGACAACGGAGACAUGCUGGACGUCCGUCUGAGAGGGAACGACAUCAGCUUCAUCAGCGAGGCUGUGAUAAUCAGCCCCGAUCAGAUGGGCUCGGCGAACGAUUUCCAAGUGAUGCAGGGCAAGUUUCGCGGCACUGUUAUGGUGUCCGCGUGGGCGGAGGAGCUGGUCGAGAAGCUGGCCGAAGAUAUGCAGGAGGCGGCGGAGGCGGCGGUGCGCGACGCCGGCGUUUUCCACCUGGCUCUCUCCGGUGGCUCCACCCCCCUCGCUCUGUUCCAGAGGUUGGCCCUCCACCACUUCACCUUCCCCUGGAGGGACACCCACGUGUGGAUGGUGGACGAGCGCUGCGUGCCCAUGACCGAGCCGGAGUCGAACUUCCACGGCUUGUACAACUACCUGCUGCAGCACGUGAGGGUGCCCUACUACAACAUCCACCCCAUGCCCGUGCAGCUCAACCAGCGCCUGUGUGUGGAAGAGGACGGAGGAGCUCUGCUGUACGAGAAAGAGCUCGGCAAACUGGUCAACGGCUCCAGCUUCCACUUCGUGGUGUUGGGCGUCGGCUACGACGGGCACACGGCGUCUCUGUUCCCCGGGGGUAAGGUGGACGAACACGGGGAGAGUCUGGUGAUCCUCACCGAGAGCCCCGUCAAGCCCCACCAGCGUAUGACCCUCACUUUGAACGCCAUCAACCGAGCCCAGAAGGUCGCUCUUCUGGUGAUGGGGAAAGGCAAACACGAGCUGAUCACCCAACUGAGCCGCGUGAAGGACAACACAGACAAAUACCCUGUCACUGGGGUGAACCCUGACAAUGGUAAACUAGUUUGGUACAUAGACUACGACGCACUUUUAGGAUAAACGCGAUUCGUGCCUAACUGCCGAUCAGGUAAAUAUAUUUGGAGCAGCUUUAAUUGGACAGGUGGUCGGUGAAAAUGAAUGUACGAGCCAGCAUUUAAAGGACCAGUGGGUUUUACACGUUUUAGCUUAUGAACUAUGAAUGACGCAUUGAACUUUACUGCUGCAUUUUUGAAAUGAUGUCAUCAGGUAUCUGAUCCGUUUCCCACCAGCCGCUGGGUUGAGUUUAGAGGAAGACGGAAUGACUUCAUCGAAACGAAGAAGUCCACACACGCUCGUGCUUGUGGGUAGUGGGACUUCAAGAGGUUUGCGGUUUCUUCAGAUCUCAGGUGAACUUACAGAUAUACAGUUUAAUCCACGUCUCUUCAGUGUGUAUUUUCUAUUGUUACGUGCCAGCGAACCACCCGCGAACAAUGUGUUUUAUUUCUGAGUAAAAGAAAGACAUACAUUUGUGACACACGUUGGUGCUUCUCUAAUAAAAAACACACAUUCCUGACACAUGUUGACAUUCCUCCACGAAUAUUCAGCGCAUACAGUUUACAGGUAUUUUUUUAUGGACUAAACAAUUUUAUUUUAUUUUUUUUACUGGAAUGCUGGAAUCUACUGAGUUUCAGUAGCAAUAUAUUUUUAUUGUGCCUGACGAAAAGAUUUCCCGCGCAUCCUCAACCACCACCACAUCUGUUGGGAAUAUGGACAAAGUGGAACCAUUCAUCAUCACACCAGCACCACAUGCAGCCUUUCAGUUCUAGGCCACAGGAAUCUAAACCUUUUCCUCAUAGAUGAUUGCAGUUUGAAGUGUUUUGAUUUCUUUCUUCUUUUACGGUUGAGACAUUUAUGCGUUGAUUCAUUUUCACAUAUCAAAGGUUUAAAAUGUUCCACUGAAUUUUUUUUUUUUUUUUUUUUAUACACAUAAAUCAUUUUUCCAGCGGCUAAUUUGCCAAGUAUAUUUAGCUGAUGGGCAUGACCUAUGGUUUGGAGGUGUUUUUUUAUUUUAUUUUAUUUUAUUUUGGAACAGCAUCUUCAAUAAUUACUUCUUCUUAAUUUUCCUCCAAGAAUAUGUUACAUUUUCCAAUAACAUGAGAUAUCUCUGUCUCAGUUAUAUGCAAAUUUCAUAUCUGCAUAAUGCAGUCUGCUGUGUAUUACAUGAAACAAAUACAAAAAAACACUUGUAACAGUCCAGACAUCUGCUUUUCUGAAGUGAGCAUUAAAACGUGAUAUGGAUUAA
This is a messenger RNA of Mugil cephalus (flathead mullet), 5698 nucleotides long. RefSeq names its product hexose-6-phosphate dehydrogenase (glucose 1-dehydrogenase) (gene h6pd). The record is from RefSeq and is a predicted model, not a curated record. The coding region runs from base 2107 to 4476 and encodes 789 amino acids. The transcript has 5 exons. Gene Ontology annotation, cellular component: endoplasmic reticulum. Gene Ontology annotation, molecular function: 6-phosphogluconolactonase activity; glucose-6-phosphate dehydrogenase activity; NADP binding. Gene Ontology annotation, biological process: pentose-phosphate shunt; glucose metabolic process; pentose-phosphate shunt, oxidative branch. Lineage: Eukaryota; Metazoa; Chordata; Actinopteri; Mugiliformes; Mugilidae.